UUUGAGGCCUCGGUGUGAUGCGUUUGCCUGCGCAGCCACCAUUGGCCUCGCCCAAAAGCCAGUUUUGCUUGUGUUACGUCUAAGUUCUCGUCGGGUCUUUUUUCAGUCCCUGGCAACCUCUGGAGACUGGCAGAAAAUUAGUACCGUAGCCGUGUUACCGUGUUAUGAUGCCGUCUCGUACCAACCUAGCUACUGGAAUCCCCAGUAGUAAAGUAAAAUACUCACGGCUUUCCAGCACAGAUGAUGGCUACAUUGACCUUCAGUUUAAGAAAAGCCCACCUAAGAUCCCUUAUAAGGCCAUUGCGCUUGCCACGGUGCUGUUUUUGAUUGGAGCUUUUCUCAUUAUCAUAGGCUCCCUCCUGCUGUCGGGAUACAUCAGCAAAGGGGGGGCAGACCGGGCCGUUCCUGUUUUGAUUAUUGGCAUUCUGGUGUUCCUGCCUGGAUUUUACCAUUUGCGCAUCGCCUACUAUGCAUCCAAAGGCUACCGGGGUUACUCCUAUGAUGACAUCCCAGAUUUUGAUGACUAGCAUUCAUCUCACCCCUGAGGAGAAGAGUUCACAGUGUGACUGCAUCCAGCUUUAAGAUAUUGAACAGAAACUAUGGCUAAGCACUGAGGAAUUCUGCGCUUUGCAGAUGUUUAGCAAAACAAUGGCCAGAUUCUAUGAGUCCAUUACAAAAAUUUUCACUAAGCUUACAGUUAGCUAAUUAGGACCUGCUUUGUUCGUCAUCUCCCGGCCCUGGCAAAGCUCAAGUUUUUCCACAUGAAUACGUAUCAUGGAAGAAUAGUAAGGUUAAUUGUCUGGUAAAGCAGGAGAUUAUUCUGUAGUGGAAAAUAUUACCACUACCACCCUCUUUAGAGUAGAACAUCUCUUUUAAAUAAUCUUCAUUGUUGAUUUUUUUUCCUUACAGCAAAUGGAAAAAUGUAGUGUGUCUAAUUUCUUAUUAGUAAGUUAUUUUAAAAAUAUCUUAAGUAUUAUAUCCCCUACAUCUCUACUUUCAUGUUCUGGUGAAAAAAAUGAUAAAAAUCCAUUUAUACUUUUUUUUUUCUUAGCAGCAACCAGGACUUUUUUUAAAUUGCUUAGUAUGUUUUCAAAAUGUUACACACUUUCUCUGAUAACCAAUGCCUGGCCAGCUCUGAACUAAUUUCCUGAUAGGAUGGCCAACAUAAUUUGGAUCAUUCUAUCCGGUGGAGAUCAAGACAUUCUGAGUAUCGUGCCUUUAAGGGCUGGACUUUUAGCUGUUUCUUAAUGAGAAAUGUAGAUGGGUGAUUACUAUUUAGGGUUUAUAACCUUAUUGCUAGCACUUACUACUAUGAUGUCAUUCCGCUAAAGAUUGCAAUAUUUGGCCUACAUUCCUGGAAGAUUAGAUUGCUUUUCAAGUUGAUUCUGUUUCCUACCUUGCAAAAAAAAAGUGACUUUUAUUCAAGAGAAAAUGUCAAAAUCCAAAUCCUAGACUUAAAUGAACUUGAAGCAUGUUUCAAAAAAACAUUUUAGUGAUUAUAUGGUAUCUUUGAUCUUAGUACCAAAGACUUUAUUUUUAGGUAACAUGAUUCAGACUUUCCAGUGAUUCUUGUACUCUGAGAUUGUGGGCUUGGACAGCUAGAGGCCUAGACAUGCCAUUGCUGAUACUUAGAAGGCUGUGAAUAGGACAAGGUUUAAGGGAACAUUAGUUCAUUCUUGCCUGUGUUACACACUCUGGAUGUGUACUCAACAUUCCUGGGGAGCCAUGGAGGAGGCAGAUGCAGUAUAGUACCACUGGACUUUAGGAGUCAGUCUUUGGGCAGUUACCCUCAGAGCCAUGCUGUUGGUUGAAGUCACCAGUGCAGUGAGUAUAUAUGG
Perognathus longimembris pacificus (Pacific pocket mouse) is the source of this 1838-nucleotide messenger RNA. It is a transcript of the gene Tmem230, whose product is annotated as transmembrane protein 230. Gene Ontology annotation, biological process: synaptic vesicle transport. Bases 165 to 527 code for a protein of 120 amino acids. The record is from RefSeq and is a predicted model, not a curated record. Lineage: Eukaryota; Metazoa; Chordata; Mammalia; Rodentia; Heteromyidae. The transcript has 4 exons. Gene Ontology annotation, cellular component: endomembrane system; synaptic vesicle.